Molecule: messenger RNA, 672 nt
Organism: Ilex paraguariensis (yerba mate)
Lineage: Eukaryota; Viridiplantae; Streptophyta; Magnoliopsida; Aquifoliales; Aquifoliaceae
Source: the annotation of a GenBank genome assembly
AUGCUAAGAACAACGUGGGAUCCAAGGGAACUUUUCGAACAAGAAAGAUUGAAGGCAUUCCAUUGGUCCAAGGCUCCACUUCUUAGUGUGCUGAUAAACAACUUUCUUCAAGCCAUAAUCUUCCAGGAUGUUGAGGAGCAGCAAAAUUUUGAUUGUGUCAUGGAUAUAAAAGGGAAGACAAAAGUCGAGGAUGAAGGAAGAUUGAUGGAAUCAAAUUUUGUUUAUGAUUUGAAGGAUUUGAAUAGUUUUUUAGAUCCCCAUGAUGAGUUAUUGUUAAACAAGUUGCGAGAAUUUGAAGAUGCCUUUUAUGUUUCAAAAUCUCUUAUGUUGGAAGAAGCAAGAAUGGGUUUAUUUAUGGAGCAGCAUGACAAAGGAGAGAUGGAAAUUUUAUAUGGCAAUUGGGAGGGCGAAAGAGCUUUUAAUGAGUUUUCUCUUGCAAUAAAUUGUGGUGUAAAUCUAGAGGGGAAAAUGUCAAAGCAAAAGCCUGGGGAUGGGAUUCUUGUUCCUUCGUCAUUAUCAAUUGACCUUCCACCUCAAUCGCCAAUUGUCUCCCCUAUUCCUAAUUCUAUUUCUGCAAGCAUUUCAACUAAGAAUGAAAAUUCAAGGACUUUUAUAGGAAGCAUAAAUUCUAGAUGUGGAGUUCUGUUCAUUCCUAAGAGGGGUAAGACUUAA